AUGGCCACGGUGCUUCUGGCAGUCUUGGCCCUGAGGUUCCUCCCCGUCUUGGGAGACCAGGGGGCUGAAGAGUGCCUCUUGCAAAUCCAUGGCUUCACCACGUCUGGGCAACUUGACCUGGGCCCCACAGGUCCAUCGCCGCCCCCGUCGCCCUCUUCUCCCCCAUCGCCUUUCGAGGUGAUGCAGAAGCCGUGGACAGACAAGGGCAUCCAUUUCCCGCAGUGCCCAGGCCCGCAAGGCCCUCCCGGCUCGCCCCAGCCCCAGGCCCAAGGAGCCCAACCCUGGCCUGUGCUGCUUGCGGAGCCCCAAAUGCCGCUGCCUCCUAAGAAGCCGCAGUGUCCUCCGGGCUCGACACUCAUUGGAGACUUCCAUGAGGCUUCCUACUCCUACACCUGCUGCGAUGCAGGCCAACAGUGCGGAGGCUGCUCUUCCGUGAUCGAUGGCAAGUGCGCCCGGUGCGCUGCAGGGUAUGUGAAGCAAACCAUCCCGAUUAUCGACAAGACCAAAUGCUUUCUUUGCGAUGACGUGGCGGGCUGGAAGGAUGCAGCGGGGCGCAGUUGCGAGGACUACGCUGCCGUGUGCAAUGGCAGCUGGCCGGAACCGUCGCUCGAUGUGGCAUUUGGAAAGCUGAGGCCCAGUGAGGCCUGCUGUGCUUGUGGCGGCGGGAGCCUUUAUCCCACUCCAGUAGAUCUGCCACUCUCCUCGGCUGUCCUCUACAACAAUCAGAAGGUCGACCAGGCCUGCUCCCUCGCGGGCCUGGAGCUGUCCACCACUGGCCGCAUCAACGGGACAGUGACCGAGGCCCUCCAGUGCAGCAUCACCUUUAUCCAAGAUCCCAUUCGCGGCAUCUCCUUCCCGGUCUCCCUGGACGUGACGGUCUCUGAGUUCUCCUACGGCAGCCCGGUGCUCAUGUUCAAGGCGGCAUGGGGCCUGGAUGACAUCGAGGCGGCAGAGGCCACGAAGAACCCCAGGCGCGGCACGACAGCUGAACUGAGUGAUUUCGAGCUGGCGUGCGAUCCUGCCUGUUCCUGGUUGUCCAUCGAUGCAAAGACGGGCGAGCUGAAAUCCGGACGCAACGCAUGGACACAGCAGGGCCUCCCGCCCGACAUGUGGGGCGCGGUGCAGGGCUUGAAGGGGGGCACCUCAGAGUGCGAGACGGUGCAGGCAGGCAGCUACGACGGCGACGUGGAGGCCGAGGUGGGCAGCCCCAUUGUCCCCGUGCAGCUGCGCGAGGCAUUGGGUCCGGGCCUCCGCUGGUACAAGCGGCCGGGCCACCAGCUGAGCGCCCCCGUGAUCCAAGACGCCGAGGGCCGGUCCUUCGUGGUGCCCGCGGCCGUGGCUUCCUGCCCGCAGAUGUCUGCUUCGGCCUUUCCUGGAGCAUUGUCUGGGCUUGGGCGCUUUGUUGAGGUUCCCAGCAUCCUGGACGUCCGGUGCACCGCGCCCGGCGUGAAACUCACCUGGUCUCGGAUCACCGGUGACGUCUCUUUUGCGGGCGAGGUGGCCUUCAACCUGGAUCCGGACAGCGGCUCCGUCUCCGGGACGCCAGGCCUGGGCCUGAUGCAGGCCGCAGGGCGUGCGCGCCUCGACGUGAGCUGUCUCGUGGCUCUUGGAGGCCCCUUUUGGGCGCGUGUUCCAGCGGUCCUCCCCGUGGCCACCAUCAACAUUCAGCUUUUGGACAACGUGUGCUGGGUCCCGGGGCACCUGCAUUUCCAGCUCCACUGGCACAAGUUCAGCUGCGACCAGCUUACCGCUAGUGCCCUACAGCAGUCCAUGGGCUCGGAAGUCGCCUCACACCGCCGCAGACGUCGCCACGAGCACAGACGCCGACGCGAGCACCCCAAACAUCCUUGCAACAACAGCCACGCCUAUCACUCCUGCUUGCAACAGUGCCGCGAAACACCAAGCUGCAGUGCGGUAUAUUUGGCUGACGGUGAAUGCUGGGUGCAAGCCAGCAACGGCAAGCACGUGGAACAGAAAGACGACAAGGAGGGCCGGAUGCUUGAUUUCAGUUCAGAUGAGUCAUAUUGCGCGCAUUUUGUGCAUAUUGAGCAUUUGCGAGCCGAGAGAGAUCAGCCUGUCGAGCCAAGGCUGCUUAUCCGCGUGGACAACUGUUCCCAGAAAACAGCCGAUCUGCUGCUUGAAGCGCCACAGGCCCAGCUCGUCGCCGGCAUUUACAGCCCCAGCGACGACUACCACAAUUCCGUCUCCUACUCCCGCGCCGGGGUUUGGGAGUGGAAGCCGAGGUUGUGCCAGAACGCCAACUGGUUCUUGCUCCUGCCACUGCCUUACAUCCUGUUCACGUCGCCUGCCCAUGCCAACGACGUGCACCGUUCUCUGCCGAGACAGUGUGAGGGCUCUCACUGGCUGUUGGCCCACGCGAACAGCUCCGACUUCACAUCAAGUGCCACUGUGCCGCAGUACUACGGCGAGGUCAUGGCCUGCAUACAAGGAGACGUGGUGAAUGAAACCUUCGACCACGGCGUUGCCAAUUUCAGCCUCGAGUUCCUGCACGCCGUGGUUGAUGACCCCAUGCAGUUCGAGCGGCCUGCGGCCAAGCAGGAGGCCAAUCUUUCCAUCUCCGCUCCCUCGUGCUCCAAGCCGCAGAGCUCCUCGGAGCUCUUGUAUGGCAGCGUCCAGGCUUCGCAAUUGUACUCCCUCUCGGCAUGCGAGUGCUUCGGGGAAGCCUACGCCAGCACGGACCCAGUCGAUCCGGAUUCCAAUGCAGCCGUCCCACGAAACGUGGACCGAGCCUUCAACGUGAACCCGCUCAAGGACCAGCUGAUCUUCACUGGUCCCUAUACCUGUGAGGAAAACGCUGGGGACUCAGCAGAGGCCGUGAUGUCGACGAUCCAGGGCUUUGAGCUCCAGGAGUGCAAGCAGGCCUGCCACGAGCAAGAUGGCCAGUGCCGGUUCUACCUUUUCGAGAAGGCGUCGCAGGUUUGCAGCCUCUUCUCCGCUUGCGAUGCCAUGCAGUACGUCGGCCUGGACCUGUCGAACGAGCUGUGGGGACUCGCCGGGGUUGGCGAGUACGCUCGUGACUACUGCCGCAUCGCGGACCCGCAGGGCUGCUGGGAGGACGUCCUUCGCCGGCGCUAUCUGAGCCCGGAGCCCUCGGACUUGCCGCGCUGUGCCUUCCAGGCUCAGCUCGAGGCCUGCGACGCACUUCAGCUGCUCUCAGGCGAAGCAUCCGGCACCUGCACCAGGUGCGAGUAUCUGCCUGCAGAUCUAUCGGAGGUGAAAGCAUCCAUGGAGAAGAUCCCGCUGCCGGAGGAGUUUCCGGCGGGCUCCCAGAUUCAGGUGAGCUGCAACGCCACGUCCCGUAUGUUUGCGGGCGUGCUGGGCCCACUGCCGAGCACGGUCUUCACCUGUGUGGGUGGCGACUGGGUUGGCGAGGGCUGGCAGGACUUGGAGAACCUGACGUGCCAGCAGUGCGUGCAGGUCGGGACCGAGAGUCUCCAGAGGCUCACGAACGUCUCGCAGGGCGCCGCCUAUCUCCUGGCCCAGAGGCGCAUCCAGGCCACGUACGGCAGCAGCAUACCGGGAUGCGAGUCGGCGUCGCUUCCCACGGCCGCCAACCUCGUCUCCAUGGUGACAGGCCGGACGCUGCAGGUGGAGAAGGACCGCAAUGUGAUCCUCGCUUCACCGCGACAGGGCACACUCUGGUGGAUUGAUGCCGAGACGGGCACACUCCGACUGAAGUCGCCCUUGCUCAUGGGAGGCAGCUGGUGCCUGUGCUUCCACCACACUCUUGAGGCCUGCAAGUGCGAGCCUGAAAACGGCUGGACCCUCGACGGACUGGGUCGGCUGAGCAAUCAGAGGUCCCAGUGCGUUUGGGAGCAGAAUUGCACCGCGCAGGUGGUCACAUGCCCCCAAGAUCUGCAGACAGGGAACCGCUGGUACUUUGACGGCGGCAACUGCGUUCUGAAGAUGGCCAUGGUGGACACAGCAGAGCUCACAUGGAACGUCUCCGUGGAGGCUGGAUCCAGCCUGCUUCUGGCUGAGAUCACCCAAGACUUGACUGGCAUCGGCUCCUUCCGCAUCCACAAUGACAAGUUCCCGGAGUAUUCCCUGUCUGUCCAGCCCGACGGCGCAGUAGUCGCUUCGUACAAGUCGGAUUUCCCGUGGCUGAAGCAGGGGAGAAAGAUCUUGUACUCCGACCUUGGGAUCGACAAGUAUUUGCUGGGACUCAACAACGGAAGCCUCCGCCUGGGAAAUGCCACACAGGCGAAUGGAUUUGAGGGGCAGUGGACCUGCGACCAAGAUAAUGUUCUGAUGAGGGCUGCGCACCUUGGGCCCUCCGGGUGCAUCCAGGGGCCGAUCCUCUCCUGCAUCAACCUGCUUCCGUACGAGAAGAGGUAUCUUUAUGCUCCGGUGGCUACACCAUACCAGACGUAUUGCAAAGAUGGUCAAUGCCUUGCAGGACCUGCAGUAUUUGAGCUGGAAUGCCCAGGCCCAAGCGGAUUUCUACGUGGCUGGAGGAGCCCGUAUGAGAAAAAUGGAAACCGUCUAGAGUGGAAGUUCAUCAAUUUCGACUGCCUUGUAUGGCCGAACGAGUGCCUGGAUCAUUCAGGAGGGGCCUGGCAUUGGGAGUCGCAGUGCACACACCACUCGGUGACGGCGGCCAUCCGAAGUCUCGAUAGUGUUGCAAUGAGCGAAGCUCUGUACCAGGUUGACAAGUCCGUCUCCUGUGCUCACCCUACAGCGAUGUCGAAGAUUUCCUUCAACAUCUCUGCACCCAGUUCAACAUUGACAUUUCACUGGACAUGCUGCGCCACGACACCUGGCGUACUCUCGAAGACUGUGACCGUGCUCGGAAUGAAUUGGUUUGAUGAUGCCGAGUUGGCCGGGGUAACCACGCCCACGUGCCCUGAUCACCACGUUGUGGUGGGGUUUGGGCAAUAUUCUGCGGAAGUGUAUUGCGGACAUCUUGCGGCGCCAGCGGGCCCCGAAAUCACUAUCGCAGAAUUGGGCCACCCAACCUUCCGCCCGCUGCUCUUGUUUCCAGAGCAAACCCGCGGAAAGUGUUCCGAGUACAAUCGGUGGUUUUGCGGAGGAAUGCGAGGGGUGCCGCUGGGCACGUGUGAGGCAGAGGUCUUCGUGGAGACGCCAUUCACCGCUGCGUUUGCAAAAGGCAAGGGAGCCUGCGUGUCCGUGACCGGAAGCCAGCCCACUCACGUUGUGAAGGUUUCAGAUGAGGUCAAGUGGCGGUGCGGUACUAACGAUGCUUGCUUUGCCUUUCAGAGCGACGGCUCGGACGUUGGGCCCGGAUCUCUCUUCAUGGAGGCAGUGAAGGCAUCUGGAGGUGAUGGCGACUGCUCCGUGAAAACUGUGAGCUCGUGGUCAGCGGAAGCAGAGUCCGUGCCGCUGACCCUCGCAGUCCAGGACAGGGGCCUCCCACGAGCUACGCAGGAGGCCUACAACGCCACCAAGGUCAUCGAGCUAAGGAGCAGCGAAGAGGUCGAUUCCCAGUUGCUCUUCAGCUGCAUGCCCGAUGCGAUCACCAGUGAUGCCCCAGUGUCGUGGCCGCCCUACGUCCGCUGUGGCAUUGCCACCAUGAGACUCAGGGACCUCACAGGUGCAGUCGGGGUGCGUCUCGGUUCAAAGUACAAGCUCCAUGUGCUUGGUCUCUCAAUUCCAGCCCUGCUUGCAGUGUCAUCCGUGCCGGUUCUGCAGUUCUGCAGGUACGAGGGCAGGAAGAGCAAGACCUCCUUCUUAAAUCGAGCCAUCAAGAAGACCUGCGCCUCCCUCGUGAAAGCUACAAGCUCGAACGCAGGCGAUGCCAGCAUGACGGGCAUGAAGCUCUUAACACUCCUCCAGGGCCAGAAGUACUUCAGCACCAGCAUGGGAGACCCACAGCUGCCUCCUUUCAACCAGUCCGGGAACACCCACCCGUGGCUGCUCGGGCACGGCAGCUUGACGCGGCUUGGCAAGAUCACGUGGGGGCUCAAUUGCCCGGAAGGUGCCAUCGUGACGAGCAGCCCCACCACGCAGCCACACUGCCUGCAGGUAGGGGCGGGCGCCCAGACCUGGAUUGAGGUGCUUUCCGGCUCGGCCUUGUGCCCUUCAGGCAGCGCCGUCUCGGGCUGGUACAACCUCCCUGGCGAGCCGGUGCAGGGCAAUGGCGCCGGCGGGCCGGCGCAUUUUGUGGGAAUGCGGCUCUUUUGCCGCAAGACGAAUCUGCUCGCCAACUGCCAGCAGCUCAUGAACCCUUCCUGUCAAAAAGGAGAGGUUCUCGCUGGCAUCGGCUACAGCAGCGACAGCAUGAGGGUGAAGUGCUGCAAGCUCCAGCAAAAAGUCGGCCUGCGUCUGAUGCCCCAAGAGCCCCAAGGCAGGAAGGAAGCGCAGAAGGACUUCCAAGGCUACUACUGCCCUACCGGCAUCGACAGCACCGGCGCGCCCUUCUACACCAGGACUCUGAUCCGCGCGCUUGGCAAGCUCCAUGAGUCCGGAGCGAAUGCCACGCUCAGCUGGGACAAGUGGACAGCCGAGUGGCAGGUGCGGGUCAACCACACCGUGGUCAGCUCCUUCCGCAGCGACGCAGUCCUGCCCGCGGAGAUUGACUUCUCGUCGGGGGACAAGUUCUCUGCGGUCCCCAUCGUUCCAAUGCCAUCCUUCGCCAAGAAGCCUCCGCCUGCCAGCCCCUUCCCCCAGCACCCGCCGACCUUCCCGAAGCUGCUGAAGUUCCACCCGGUGCAGCCCGACUACAAGGCGUACUGCGACCCCACCUUCCUCCAGAACCCAGCGCUCUUCUCCGGCAGGGUGGAGGAGGGCAACCCAUGUUACCACACCUUCAAUGCGGAGAAGCCAGUCCAAGGCCUUCCCAAAGGCAUCACGGAGGAGGACUUCUGGCAGGCGAGCGGCCGCUCCCAGACGCGUCAGUACCUCUUCGCCCACGCGGCCUCUGAGCAGAACAAGCUGGAGAAUUGGGUGCAGAAGGAGAUCGGCAAGCCGGGGCUCCAAGAUGCCGCCGACAUCGCGGCGCUGGUUGCGGCAGUGGCCACCGCCAUCCCCUGGGGUAGCUACUCCAGCCCUGCGAGUGCUGCCAAAAAGGUUGCCUCAAAAGAGGGUGAGAAGGUUGCCAAGAAGAUCGUUGAGAAGAAGGUGGUGCAGGCCCUGAUCUCCAAGGCAAAGGCUUUCGCCAGCAAGGUCAAGGGCAUUGCCUCCAAGUCCAUCAAGACAGCCUCCAACGCCUACGCCAAGGCCCAAAAAACGGUGGAUGCGGUCAAAGCUCGCUACGACAAGGCGAAGCAGACCUACAACCAAGUCAAAGGCCUGCCAGGGCAGGCGCAGAAGAAGGUCCAGCAGGGCUUCGGACAGGUGCAGAGCGGGGUGUCGACGGCGGAGGGAGACAUCGCCGAUGCGGAGUCCGUCAUCAAUAACUACUCGCCGAUCAAGAUUCCCUCAGAGUUGCAGCUGAAGAAGAGCGGGCAGAAGCUGCAGGCCAAGACGCUCCCGCAGCCCGCGCAACCUGGCGGAGACAGCUAUGCCAACGCGGAAUCCAAGAGCAAGGCGGAUUACGCGGAUUGGAUGCCCCUGCAGUACGGCCUGUCCAAGGUUAUGUGCGACCUCUUCUGCAUCCACAACUCUGUUACUGCCGGCACGUCGGCGGUGCUCCAGAGUCUGCAGAAGUCCCAAGAGGUGCUCACGACCAACAUUGAGCAGCUGCUGCAUUACCAGACGCAGUACCUCCUCUACAAGAUCGGCUUCCUGCAGCCGCAGACGGCGCUAGAGCUGUCCGAGGCUCCCUCAACAGCAGAGCUCCUGGAGGACUCCGCCGAACCCGGGGCCUUGCAGCACAGGCGCCGGUGCGUAGACCCCCCCCCCCCAAAAAAAAAUGGGCAAAACAAGGAGGGAGCUGAGCAGGAAAGCAUAAAAAAGGGUAGGUACAUAGAGGGUGGGGGGCGGGGCACCUUUAUAUAUAUAUAUAUAUACACACACAUACGUACGUGUGUUUGUGUGCACUUGUAUGUGCAUGAUUGUGCAUGUAUAUGCAUGUGGUGGUAUAUGUAUACCGUACACAUACACGUCUACGUCUACGGCUGUGUAUGUGUAUAUGUACAUAUAUGUGUCUCUUAA
This is a messenger RNA of Symbiodinium sp. CCMP2592, 8076 nucleotides long. The record is from the annotation of a GenBank genome assembly. NCBI's taxonomy places the organism in Eukaryota, Dinophyceae, Suessiales, Symbiodiniaceae.